Molecule: messenger RNA, 712 nt
Organism: Symbiodinium sp. CCMP2456
Lineage: Eukaryota; Dinophyceae; Suessiales; Symbiodiniaceae
Source: the annotation of a GenBank genome assembly
AUGGGUUCUGCUGCCUCUGUCCCUGGAGGCGAGAAAUUAAGUCGAAAGGACAAAAUCCGCAUCUUCAAUGCCGCUGCAAGCGCAGUGCGAGAGACAAUUGGUGACAUCAAGGAGGAGAGGAGCUGGGAUGCGGCGGCUGAGGAACUCUUGCCGAAGCUUGCCGAAAAAAAGUAUGUUGAUGAGAAGGUUCUUCUCUGGAUCAGUGAUGGCAUUAUGUCGUGGCCCAUGGCUGUCAAAGCAGUGAAGGAUGGCGUGUUGCCCUUGGUCUAUGGUGCGAAGGAGCAGAACACGCUUGAAGACGACAUUGUUGCAGCGCUGAAGGCGGCCGAGGUCCCGGAAGGAUCGUUGACCAACGUGGGGUGGAUGUUCCAUGGGUCCGAGAUGACCGGCAAGUAUAAGGAGGCCAAUCUGAAGUUUCUCGCUGCUCUCAAGCCGUAUUUGGCAGAGGCCGCUCGUGUCGACAUUCUCGGAUGUGAUAUGGUUUCCACGAAGAAGAGCAUGGAGGUUUUCACGGAGCUGGAGGCGGAAUGCGGCAUCAAUCUGGCUGCAUCGACGGAUCUGACCGGGAACGCUGCCGAUGGUGGCAACUGGAUCCUUGAGACGGACGGCGUGAAUGUCAAAGACCUCUACUUCACAGACAGUAUACGUGAGUUCAACGAGACACUUGGCAAACGCAAGAGCAAGUCUCAUCGUGGUCGCCGUCGCAGAGGCG